This is a messenger RNA of Tripterygium wilfordii, 2732 nucleotides long. Its product is annotated as homeobox-leucine zipper protein ATHB-14-like. The record is from RefSeq and is a predicted model, not a curated record. The transcript has 18 exons. Lineage: Eukaryota; Viridiplantae; Streptophyta; Magnoliopsida; Celastrales; Celastraceae. The coding region runs from base 1 to 2559 and encodes 852 amino acids. Gene Ontology annotation, molecular function: lipid binding; DNA-binding transcription factor activity; DNA binding.
AUGUCUAUGGCGCUUGUUAUGCACAACAAAGAGGCAUUGAAUAAGCAACAGAUGGAUUCAAGCAAGUAUGUGAGAUAUACACCCGAGCAAGUAGAGGCUUUGGAGAGGGUGUACGCAGAAUGUCCAAAGCCUAGUUCUUUGAGAAGGCAGCAGCUCAUCAGGGAAUGCCCUAUCCUCUCUAACAUUGAGCCCAAGCAGAUCAAAGUCUGGUUUCAAAACCGCAGAUGCCGUGAAAAGCAGAGGAAGGAAGCUUCCCGUCUUCAGACUGUUAACAGAAAGCUGACUGCAAUGAACAAGCUGUUGAUGGAGGAGAAUGAUCGAUUGCAGAAGCAGGUGUCACAUCUGGUUUAUGAGAAUGGAUACAUGCAACAACAGCUGCACACUGCUUCUGCAACGACCACAGACAAUAGCUGUGAGUCUGUGGUCAUGAGUGGUCAACAACAGCAAAACCCAACACCUCGGUGUCCUCAAAAGGAUGCUAACAACCCAGCUGGUCUUCUCGCGAUCGCUGAGGAGACCCUGGCAGAGUUCCUUUCCAAGGCUACUGGAACCGCUGUCGACUGGGUCCAGAUGAUUGGGAUGAAGCCUGGUCCGGAUUCUAUGGGAAUCGUUGCUGUUUCCCGCAACUGUAGCGGUGUAGCAGCACGAGCCUGCGGCCUUGUGAGUCUAGAGCCCACAAAGGUUGCUGAAAUCCUCAAAGAUCGUCCAUCUUGGUUCCGUGAUUGCCGAUGCGUGGAUGUGUUGAGUUCAAUUCCUACGGGAAAUGGUGGGACAAUUGAGCUCAUGUACAUGCAGACUUAUGCACCGACAACAUUGGCUGCUGCACGUGACUUUUGGACACUGAGAUAUACUACUAGUUUAGAAGAUGGGAGUCUUGUGAUAUGCGAGAGGUCAUUAACUAAUUCUACUGGUGGGCCAACUGGGCCUCCCACCUCGGGGUUUGUUAGAGCUGAAAUGCUUCCUAGUGGCUAUCUGGUCCGACCUUGUGAGGGUGGAGGCUCCAUCAUUCACAUUGUUGAUCAUGUUGAUUUAAAUGUUUGGAGUGUUCCCGAGGUUCUCAGGCCCCUCUAUGAGUCAUCAAAGAUGAUUGCCCAGAAAAUGACAAUGGCUGCCUUGAGGCACAUUCGACAAAUUGCUCAGGAGACCAGUGGAGAAAUUCAGUAUGGUGGGGGUCGACAGCCUGCUGUUUUGAGGACAUUUAGUCAGAGGCUCUGCAGGGGCUUCAAUGAUGCUAUCAAUGGCUUCCUGGAUGAUGGUUGGUCACUUAUGGGUAGUGAUGGUGUGGAAGACGUGACCAUUAUGAUAAAUUCAACACCAAACAAAUUUCUUGGGUCUCAGUAUAAUGCAUCAAUGUUCUCAUUUGGAGGGGGUGUGCUCUGUGCCAAGGCAUCAAUGCUGCUGCAGGAUGUUCCUCCUGCUUUGCUUGUUCGUUUUCUAAGGGAACAUCGUUCAGAGUGGGCUGACUAUGGGGUUGAUGCCUUUGCUGCAGCAUGUCUUAAGUCUAGUCCUUAUGCAGUUCCAUGUGCAAGGCUGGGUGGCUUCCCCAGUAGCCAGGUCAUUUUACCUCUUGCCCAUACCGUGGAGCACGAGGAGUUCCUGGAGGUAGUUCGGCUAGAGGGUCAUGCUUUCUCCCCUGAAGAUGUAGCAUUGGCACGUGAUAUGUACUUAUUGCAGCUGUGCAGUGGAGUUGAUGAGAAUGCUGUUGGUGCCAGUGCUCAGCUUGUUUUCGCUCCCAUUGAUGAAUCUUUUGCUGAUGAUGCUCCUUUGCUGCCAUCUGGCUUCCGUGUCAUUCCGCUGGACCCGAAAACAGACGGGCCUGCUGCAUCUCGGACAUUGGAUUUGGCAUCUACGCUUGAAGUUGGACCUGGGGGUGUCCGUCCAGCGGGCGAAGCUGAUCUGAGCAAUUACAACCUUAGGUCGGUCCUCACUAUUGCAUUCCAAUUUACUUUUGAGAGCCACUUGAGAGACAAUGUUGCUGCUAUGGCUCGUCACUACGUACGAAGUGUGGUGGGGUCUGUCCAGAGGGUUGCAAUAGCUAUUGCUCCUUCCCGGCUGGACUCAAAUAUUGGGACCAAGUCUCUUCCUGGUCCUCCUGAGGCUGUUACAUUGGCACAGUGGGUUUGCGGAAGUUACAGGAUUCACACUGGGGGAGAACUGUUUCGUGUCGACUGCGAAGCUGAUGAUGCAUUGUUGAAGCAACUCUGGAAUCAUUCGGAUGCGAUCAUGUGCUGCUCCCUAAAGACAAAUGCAUCUCCCGUUUUUACCUUCGCGAACCAGGCUGGUCUUGAUAUGUUAGAGACUACUAUGGUUGCACUUCAAGAUAUUAUGCUCGACAAGAUUCUCGAUGAAGCUGGUCGGAAGAUCCUCUGUUCCGAGUUCUCUAAAAUCAUGCAGCAGGGUUUUGCGUAUCUGCCAGCAGGGAUCUGUGUGUCGAGCAUGGGGAGGCCGGUGUCGUAUGAGCAGGCGGUUGCUUGGAAAGUUCUGAACGACGAGGAUUCAAACCAUUGCCUUGCCUUCAUGUUCAUCAACUGGUCCUUUGCUGAUGAUGAACAAAGAUAAUUUGAAACCGACUUUCCUAUCUAUUUAAGUUAUAUUUGCUUUACCUUAGACCCUUAAAAAUGCCAUGGCAUUUCGUUGAUGUUAUCGUGGGAGGAUAUAAUGUAUUAUGUGUAUGGCUACACUCUGGUUUCUGUGGUCUUGGAAGACAUGUUGAAACUUGAAACUCCAACGCA